Molecule: messenger RNA, 4073 nt
Organism: Cinclus cinclus
Lineage: Eukaryota; Metazoa; Chordata; Aves; Passeriformes; Cinclidae
Gene: POLR1B
Product: RNA polymerase I subunit B
Exons: 14
Coding region: 67-3156 (1029 amino acids)
Biological process (GO): DNA-templated transcription
Cellular component (GO): nucleus; RNA polymerase I complex
Molecular function (GO): DNA binding; DNA-directed RNA polymerase activity; ribonucleoside binding
Source: RefSeq, a predicted model, not a curated record
CCUCCCGCCGUGCCGGCCGGGACGGUGUGCCAGGAGAGGAGGGUGUUCCCGGCUGAGUGCCGCGGGAUGCGCAGCACCUACCGCGGCCGGAUCACGGCUGACAUUAGCUGGUCAGUGAAUGACAUGCCACAAGGAACUAUCAAACAGCCCUUAGGGUACAUUCCAAUCAUGGUGAAGUCCAAAUUGUGCAACCUCUGUGGUUUUUCUCCACAAGACCUUAUGCAGCACCAUGAGGAAGAAGAGGAAAUGGGAGGCUACUUUAUAAUCAAUGGCUUAGAAAAAGUAAUCAGGAUGCUGAUUAUGCCCAGGCGAAACUUCCCUCUUGCGAUGACAAGACACAAGUGGAAAAACAGAGGCCCUGGUUUCACAGAGUAUGGGGUUGUGAUGCACUGUGUCAAGGAUGAGCAUACUGCAAUAAAUAUGAACCUUCACUACUUGGAAAAUGGCUGUGUCAUGGUGAAUUUCAUUUUUCACAAAGAGUUGUUCUUCCUCCCCUUGGGAUUUGCUCUGAAGGCAUUAGUUAAUUUCCCAGACUACCGGAUUUUUGAAGAGCUGGUGAAAGGAAGGGAAGAUGACUCCUUUUUUGGGAACUGUGUUACUGAGAUGCUGAGGGCAGUGGUGGAUGCUGGCUGUUUGACACAGCAAAACGUCCUGGAUUACCUGGGAAAGAGCUUCAGAGUGAAACUCAACCUGCCCGAGUGGUACAGCAAUGAACAGGCUGCAGAUUUCAUUUUGAGCAAUUGUAUCUGCAUUCACCUGACCAAUAGAACUGAAAAAUUCUACCUGCUCUGUAUGAUGACCCAGAAGCUCUAUGCUUUUGCCAAAGGGGAGUGCAUGGAGGAUAAUCCAGACAGUCUCAUGAAUCAUGAGGUGCUUACCCCAGGACAGCUUUUCCUUAUGUUCUUAAAGGAGAGGCUUGAAACCUGGCUGCAGUCUGUUAGGUUUGUUUUGGAGAAAAGAGCAGAAAAGGCAGAUAUCAGCCUGAAUACAGACAGCCUGGUGAAAGCAUUCAGCCUGGCACCAGACUUCACCAAGCCAUUUGAGUACCUGCUUGCAACUGGUAAUCUGCGGUCUAAAACAGGGCUGGGCAUGUUGCAGGCCAGUGGUCUCUGUGUGGUGGGGGACAAGCUGAAUUUCAUCCGCUACCUCUCCCACUUCCGCUGCAUACACAGAGGGGCAGCGUUUUCCCAGAUGAGGACCACGACUGUCCGCAAGCUGCUGCCCGAAUCCUGGGGCUUCCUGUGCCCCGUGGACACCCCAGAUGGAGAGCCCUGUGGGCUGAUGAACCACAUGACAGCUCUGUGUGAAAUCGUUACCGAGAUGGUGCCUGUGAUGGACAUUCCACCUUUGUUAUGUUCCCUGGGUGUCACCCCCAUUGAUGCAGCUCCAAGCCAGCCUUACUCAGAGUGCUACAGAGUUGUCCUGGAUGGCUCCAUGGUGGGCUGGGUGGAGCGGGAGUUGGCUCCUGAGAUUGCACAAACCCUGCGCCGUUUCAAGAUAACACAAGAGAAGAGAUUUCCUGCACGGGCAGAAGUGGUCCUUAUCCCAAUGACAGGAAAAGCCAGCCUGUAUCCUGGGCUGUUUGUUUUCACUAACCCUUGCCGGAUGGUGCGGCCUGUCAGGAACCUGUCCUAUGGAAGCAAUGAAUGGAUUGGGACUCUGGAACAGAUCUUCAUGAACGUGGCCACAGUGGAGUCAGAGGUGGUGCCUGGAGUGACCACUCACCAGGAACUCUUCCCUCACAGCAUUUUGAGCGUGGUGGCCAAUCUCAUUCCCUUCUCCGACCACAACCAAAGUCCACGGAACAUGUACCAGUGCCAGAUGGGAAAGCAGACCAUGGGGUUUCCUGUUUAUAACUACAAGGAUCGCUCGGAUAACAAACUGUACCACCUACACACCCCCCAGAGCCCUCUGGUGAGGCCCAGCAUGUAUGACUAUUAUGGGAUGGACAGCUAUCCUGUUGGCACCAACUCCAUUGUGGCUGUCAUCUCCUACAGUGGCUAUGACAUGGAAGAUGCAAUGAUCAUAAAUAAAUCUUCCUGGCAGAGAGGAUUUGCUUAUGGAAGUGUUAUCAAGGUGGAGAGCAUUGACCUUUCCCUUAAAGCCAGCAGGGCAGGUGACAAUUUAGUAUUUGGCAUCAGGCCUGGUGAUCCAAACGUUGGGGAGAAGUUGGAUGCUGAUGGAUUGCCUUUUGUUGGGUCUAUCCUGCAGCCUGGGGACCCCUUCUACAGCUUCAUGAACCUCAACACAGGGGAGACCUUCACUGUGUACUAUCCAAGCAAGGAAGUGGGCAUUGUGGACAACGUUAGGCUGUGCAGCAACGACCGCGGCACUGGGAAGUUCAAGAAGGCUUGCAUCACUGUGAGGGUUCCCCGAAAUCCCACUAUCGGAGACAAAUUUGCCAGCCGUCAUGGACAGAAAGGUAUCCUGAGCCAGCUCUGGCCCGUCGAGGACAUGCCCUUCACAGAGAACGGGAUGGUUCCAGACAUCCUCUUCAACCCUCACGGCUUUCCCUCCCGCAUGACCAUUGGGAUGUUAAUUGAGAGCAUGGCGGGGAAGUCGGCAGCCCUGCAUGGGGUCUCCUACGAUGCCACUCCCUUCACCUUCACCGAGAAGAAGUCUGCUCUGAAAUACUUCGGUGAGACCUUAGCAAGCGCAGGCUACAACUUCUUUGGGACGGAGAAGAUGUACAGCGGCAUCAGUGGGGUGGAGCUGGAGGCAGAGAUCUUCGUGGGGGUGGUGUACUACCAGCGCCUGCGCCACAUGGUCUCCGACAAGUUCCAGGUGAGGACCACGGGUCCCCGAGAUGCUGUCACCAACCAGCCUGUCAAGGGGAGGAACGUGGAAGGCGGGAUCCGCUUUGGGGAGAUGGAGCGGGAUGCUCUGCUGGCCCACGGCACGUCCUUCCUGCUGCAGGACCGCCUGUUCAACUGCUCCGAUGGCUCCGUAGCCUACGUGUGCACAAGCUGCGGCAGCAUGACCUCCCCUGUGCUGGAGAAACUGUCCCACUCCUCUGUGACCAGCAGCAGGAGGUAUUCCUGCUCCGUCUGCAGCAAGGUAGAUGCCAUCGAGGUUGUCCCUGUGCCCCAUGUCUUCCACUACUUUGUGGCUGAGCUGGCGGCCAUGAACAUAAAAACCAAGCUCAGUGUGGAGUAGCUUGGUCCUUGGCAUGGUGACAGUGUAGGAGGGAGGAAGCACGUAUCAGGUCAUGUCCUUGUCCUUCAGUUUCAGGUAUUAAGUCAGUUCUCAGGUUCUUCAGAAGAAUUCAAGAUUAAUUUGAUGUUUGUAUUGCAACAGGGUCGUUGCCAAGCUGUAGGGUAAGGAAAGGUGGCUCUUUUGGUUUGUUUGGACUUCCUAAAGCAUCACCAGCUACUGAGAGGUGUAUGAAAAUCAGGCAAUAUUGCUGCUCUCCCCAAGCUCAAGCUGGGUUGAGAGGGAUGGGGUUCUUUGAGUGUGGACUGAAACUGUACUUUUGGAAGAGGUCAUAAAACAGCAUGAAGUGAAUGCUGGAAAUCACAAAAAAUUUUGGGUUUUUUUUUUUUUUUUUUUUUUGGAUAAAAUUAUUUGAAAAACACAUGGCUUAAUGAUGGUAGGUUUGUGUUAAAGUUAUUGUACAUGUUUUGUUUUUCUGUAUUUCAAUACAAUGUGCCUUGAAUCAUAAAGAGUCUCAAAGUCCUGCUGCGUGAAGCCACAGCCUUGAUUUGACUGCAAGUAACCAGGUGUGUCCUGGAAGCGUUCAGUGUCACCAAGCCGAGUGGGGCUGGGCUUUUGGGGUUUGUUUUGGUGCAUUUGGCUGAAGAAGAAAAAAGCAGAGGCAUUUCCAGCCUGGCUCGUCUAUGUUCAUCAUAGAUAUUUGUAGGACUGGGUAAGGGUUAGGGUUUGCUCCCUCUAAAUACACAGCAGCCGCCACCCCGAACAGUGCCUGGUGUCCUCCCUUUCCCUCUGCCCGCCCCGGGACCGCGGGGCAGAGGCUGUGCCCCGGCCACAGCCGUACCCUGCGGACGCACAGCUCUUGGGUAGUUUCUCCCGGGACUUGGCGGGCAGGGGACGGUGGGAGUGUUCCCCGGGGGCGA